AUGAACCUAUCCUUGAGCCAGUGCAGAGGGCAGUGUUAUGACGGGGCCAGCAACAUGACCGGAGCGAAGCGUGGUGUGGCGACCAACAUCUUAGCAAAGGAGGAGCGAGCUGUGUUCACGCACUGCUACGGACAUGCACUCAAUCUGGCCGUUGGGGACUGUGUACGUCAGUGCAAGCUCUUGCGCGACACCAUGGAUACAGUGCAUGAAGUCUCCAAACUGAUUAAGUAUUCACCAAAGAGGGACAGUACCUUACAGACCCUGAAGGAGGAGAUGAGCCCCGAUACCCCUGGUUUCCGUGUACUGUGCCCCACGAGAUGGACAGUGCGUGCAGCAAGCCUGUGUAAUGUCUUAGACAACUACACUGUGUUACAGACCUUGUGGGACACCUGCUACGAGCAGACCAAAGACUCGGAGAUCCGUUCCAGGAUAGUAGGCGUGCGGUCCCAGAUGGAGAGCUUCGACCUCUUCUUUGGUGUCCAUCUGGGUUACAUCAUCCUGCGACAUACAGACAACUUGAGCCGCACCCUACAACAGAAGGACAUGUCCGCAUCAGAGGGUCAGGCAGUUGCUUCAAUGACGGUGGAAACAUUGACCAGCAAGCGCUCCGACGAUGCCUUCGACAAGUUUUGGGUUGACGUCAACAGCCAGCUCGAUGACGUCGACGUAGGAGAGCCAGUGGUUCCCAGGCGACGCAAGAUGCCGAAACGCUAUGACGUUGGAACCGGGGCCCACGAGUAUCCAGCCACAGCACGUGAUCGGUACCGCCAGGUCUACUUUGAAGCAUUCGAUUUGGUGAUCGCGUGUAUCAAGGACAGAUUCGAUCAGCCAGGCUACAAAACCUACAGAUCCCUCCAAGACCUUCUGGUGUGCUGCGCCUGUGGUGGUGACUACGCCACUCAUCUGCGGAGCGUGAUGGACUUCUACAGGGACGACUUCAACGAGCAGGCGCUCACCACUCAGCUGGAGACGUACCAGGUCGCCGUACGGGACAAGAAGGUCAAGACCAUCACGGACAUUGUCACGUUCUUCCGCGACUUGUCUCCUGAGUCUCGCCUCUUUUUCUCGGAGGUGAUGCGCGUCCUCCGCCACAUCCUGGUAAUGCCCGCCACCAACGCCACCAGCGAGAGGUCCUUCUCCGGCCUAAGACGCCUGAAGACGUACCUCCGGACGUCUAUGACACAGGAGAGACUCACCCACCUCAUGACGCUCCACGUGCACAGGUGUGCUACCGACGCAAUGGACUUGUUAGAUGUUGCCAAUGAGUUCGUCAGUGUGAAUGAAUCACGGUUAGCUAUCUUCGGGAAGUUUUCAUAG
Dreissena polymorpha is the source of this 1317-nucleotide messenger RNA. Its product is annotated as zinc finger MYM-type protein 1-like. Bases 1 to 1317 code for a protein of 438 amino acids. The record is from RefSeq and is a predicted model, not a curated record. The transcript has a single exon. Gene Ontology annotation, molecular function: protein dimerization activity. Lineage: Eukaryota; Metazoa; Mollusca; Bivalvia; Myida; Dreissenidae.